Vitis riparia (riverbank grape) is the source of this 1803-nucleotide messenger RNA. Its product is annotated as ankyrin-3-like. Gene Ontology annotation, molecular function: protein binding. Bases 21 to 1295 code for a protein of 424 amino acids. The record is from RefSeq and is a predicted model, not a curated record. The transcript is spliced from 3 exons. NCBI's taxonomy places the organism in Eukaryota, Viridiplantae, Streptophyta, Magnoliopsida, Vitales, Vitaceae.
CUGAAGAUUGUAGCCCAUAUAUGGAUGAGACAUAUAUGGAUGCUACCUUGUACAACGCCUUAGCAAAAGGCAAGGUCAAUAUGCUGGAAAGUUUGCUAGAAAACAAUAAUCUCAGGCUCCAAUUGACCCCCAAAAGGAACACAAUCCUUCAUAUUGCAGCUCAGUUUGGUCAGCUGGACUGCGUUCAAUGGAUCCUUCAUCAAUGCUUGCCUUCAUCUUCAUCUUCAUCUCUACUGCAGCAACCCAAUCUGAAAGGUGAUACCCCACUUCACCUUGCAGCCAGAGAAGGGCAUUGUCAGGUCGUUUUGGCUCUCAUUGCUGCUGCAAAAGCACAUCAACAAGAGAUCGAAAGUGAGAUUGGAGCAGAUAAGGCAAUGCUGAGGACGGAAAAUAAGGAGAAAGACACAGCCUUGCAUGAAGCAGUGCGGUAUCAUCACUCGGAAGUGGUGAAGUUAUUGAUUAUGGAAGAUCCUGAGUUUGUCUAUGGUGCCAAUAUUACAGGCCACAAUCCCCUUUACAUGGCAGCUGAGAGAGGAUACGGAGACUUAGUGCAAAUCAUCAUAGACAACACUCACACUUCACCAGCUCAUUAUGGCAUCAUGGGUAGAACAGCCUUGCAUGCUGCUGUAAUUGGCAAUCAUCUAGAUAUCACAAUGAAGUUGUUGGAAUGGAAACCAAGUCUCACGAAAGAGGUCGAUGAACAUGGGUGGUCUCCGCUUCAUUGUGCUGCCCACUUUGGUUAUGUUAAAAUUGUGAAGCAAUUACUCGACAAGUCAUUAGAUAAGUUUCCAACUUACCUUAGAAUCAAAGAUGGCAAGAAAACAGCCCUACAUAUUGCAGCUGGUCGUGGUCAUAUCGACAUAGUAAAGCUCUUGGUGCAACACUGUCCCGAUUGUUGCGAGCAGGUUGAUUGUAAGGGCCAAAAUGUUUUUCACUUUGCCAUGGCGAAGAAGCAAGAUGAUUAUCCAGGGAAAUUCUUAGAAAUUGAUGGGUUAAAGCUGCGAGGACUUGUAAAUGAGAAAGAUGUUGAAGGAGACACACCCCUCCACCUGCUUGCUUCUUACCUAGUUGAUGAUGAAGAUUUUAUAGUGGACCAUACAGUGGAUAAGAUGGGGCUCAACAGUGAAUACUUCACUCCUAACGACAUAGCUUCUCAAGCCACCCACGAUUGGGUAAACAAGAGCUAUAUCCUACAUUACUUAAGAAAAAGUAAGGAAGGGGGUGUUGGACCUUUAAGUUGGCUCCUAGGCAUCAAAGAAGGCCAUGGUUGCAGUGAAUCCGAAAACAAAGAUUAAGACAGGACACGGAAAAAAGAUGAUCAAAUCUUCUUCACCUUACACAAAACAGCUGAAACCCAUUUGAUAGUGGCCGCGCUCAUAACAACGGUAACAUUUGCCGCAGGUUUCUCCGUGCCGGGAGGUUACAAGGAGGAUAAGGACAGUAGCCAAGGAACAGCCGUUCUAGCAAAGAAAGCAGCUUUUAAAGCAUUUGUUGUGACCGAUACCAUAGCCAUGGUGCUUUCUAUAUCUUCUGUAUUCGUCUCUUUUUUAAUGGUAUACCAUAGGAAACUAGAGAUGAUACGAAACAGCUUAUUGUGGGGCACUCUUCUCACCAUGUUCGCCAUGGGAGCAAUGGUGGUUGCGUUUAUGACAGGCUUGUACGCUGUGUUGCCGCUAUCCUCGCUUCCCAUUGCUAACUGUGUCAUUUGCUGCUUCUUUUGCAUUUUCUUUUAUUAUUUAUUUAGACAAAUUUUAAAAGAUGAAGAUUAGAAGGAUACUGUACUUCAAUCAUUUUUCUUGCAAG